AUGGAAAUCAGGCUUGAAGAGAAGGAGUUCUCAAAUGGUGAUGUUUAUUCUGGUCAACUCAGAGGAACCUUUCCUCACGGGAAGGGGAAGUACUCGUGGUCUGAUGGAAUCAUCUACGAAGGUGAUUGGGAAGAAGGGAAAAUCUCUGGGAAAGGAAAGAUUACGUGGUUAUCUGGAGCUAAAUACGAAGGUGAUUUCUCUGGAGGAUACCUUCAUGGCUUUGGGACAAUGACUUCCCCUGACGGAUCUGUCUACAGUGGAGCAUGGAGGAUGAAUGUUCGCCACGGUUUAGGUAGGAAAGAGUAUGUUAACUCAGAUUCAUAUGAUGGGUCUUGGAGAGAAGGGUUACAAGAUGGGAGUGGUAGUUAUACUUGGACUAAUGGAAAUAGGUUCAUUGGGAACUGGAAAAAGGGUAAAAUGUCUGGGAGAGGUGUUAUGAGUUGGGGAAAUGGUGAUCUCUUUAAUGGGUUUUGGUUGAAUGGUCUUAGACAUGGCUCUGGAGUUUAUAAGUAUGCUGAUGGAGGUUUUUAUUUUGGGACCUGGUCACGUGGACUGAAAGAUGGGACUGGAGUUUAUUACCCUGCUGGAAGUAAACACCCUUCUCUAAAGAAGUGGCACCGGUCUUUUGGUUAUGAUGACACUGGGAACUUUGUCCUCUCUCAUGAUUCAUCGAUCAACCUUGAGGAGCUACGGAACUCAAAAGCUGUGUCAAGAACUCUUUCUGAGAUAACCACAACAAGUGGACUGACGAGACACUCGGGUAGAAUGUCUGAGAGGUUUCUUGAUGAAAACUGGAGUACCAGUGAUCCUCCAAGAGAUUAUAUGGGUCAUGGGCCCUUGUCCAAGUCUGCACGGUCAGGUGAAUCUGGUCAAAGCGAGGGGCGUGGCAAGAACCCUAUCGUCUUCGAAAGGGAAUACAUGCAAGGAGUUUUAAUUAAAGAACGGAUUAUGAGUUCUAUUGACAUGUCACGCAAGGCUAGACCUCUGGAUGGACCUAAAGAGGUCACGAUUAGCGCUUGUGUGUCCUUCCUUGGGGGAAAAUGGAACUAUUAUCUAAUGCUUAAUCUCCAACUCGGUAUCAGGUAUACUGUUGGAAAAAUCACGCCGGUGCCUCGGAGGGAAGUUCGUGCUUCUGACUUUGGUGAAAGAGCCAGAAUCACCAUGUUCUUCCCCAGAGAUGGUUCCCAGUAUACGCCUUCACAUAAGUCCAUUGAUUUUGAUUGGAAAGACUAUUGCCCUAUGGUUUUCAGGAAUUUGAGGGAGAUGUUCAAACUAGAUGCUGCAGAGUACAUGAUGUCUAUCUGUGGUGAUGAUGGUCUGAGGGAAAUUUCCUCCCCUGGGAAAAGUGGCAGUAUCUUCUACCUUUCUCACGACGACAGAUUUGUGAUCAAGACACUAAAGAGAUCUGAGUUGAAGGUACGCUUUGUGGUCAUGGGGAAUAUGUUUUGCACAGAGUUGAAGAUUCAUCGCCGCUAUGACCUUAAGGGCUCUACUCAAGGGAGAUUUACAGAAAAGAAUAAAAUCAGAGAGAAGACUACCAUGAAAGAUCUUGAUCUUGCUUAUGAAUUUCAUAUGGACAAGCUGCUGCGAGAGGCUCUCUUCAAGCAGAUUUUGUUAGACUGCUCGUUCUUGGAAUCUCUGCAAAUCAUUGAUUACAGUCUUCUGUUGGGAUUACAUUUUAGAGCUCCCGAACAACUUAAUGACAUCCUAGAGCCUCCCAAUGAAAUGUCAGAUCAAGAAACUGAUAGUGUUGCUUCUGUUGAAGUCAGUUUGCCUCGUGAACCCUCUAUUCCUCCAAAAGGGCUGUUGUUGGUUACACACGAACCUAGUUCCGUUAAUACUGCCCCGGGUCCUCACAUCAGAGGAAGUACACUACGAGCAUUCGCUGCUGGGGAGAAAGAAGUUGAUCUCCUUCUACCUGGAACUGCAAGGCUCCGGGUACAGUUAGGAGUAAACAUGCCAGCUCAAGCCCACCACAAACUCCGUCAAGAGGAGGAGGAAUCAGGAACGGUCGAGCUCUUUGAAGUAUAUGAUGUGGUCGUUUACAUGGGCAUGAUCGACAUCCUGCAAGAGUACAACAUGAAAAAGAAAAUGGAACAUACUUGCAAAUCAAUGCAGUAUGAUCCAAUGUCAAUCUCAGCCAUAGAGCCUACACUUUACGCUAAACGGUUCACUGAUUUCCUCCUCAAGGUAUUCCCAGAAACAGCAUAG
This is a messenger RNA of Eruca vesicaria subsp. sativa (arugula), 2211 nucleotides long. The record is from the annotation of a GenBank genome assembly. NCBI's taxonomy places the organism in Eukaryota, Viridiplantae, Streptophyta, Magnoliopsida, Brassicales, Brassicaceae.